AUGAUUUUUGCUUUUACUUCGCUUGCUGCAAGUAUUAGGAACUUCAUUCCUAUAGAACCAGAAGAGUUUGACCAAAAGACAAAAAUGAACAAGUGCGUAAUGGUUCGUUAUUAUUCAAUGCACCAGGAACCAUCAACAAGAAGUUUCCGCGACUACAACCUUGUCGCAAAGGCAUUUAAUGGUAGCAGCAAGAUCUCAAUUGCUGGUUUGGAUUGCGGCAAGUAUCGCCAUCUUUGUGUUAAGCAUAACGUUUAUAAUCUUCCAACAGUCAGAAUGUUCUGCGGAGAAACAAUGGAAGAGUACAAUGGUGGCUUCUCCUACGAAUCUCUCAUCAAAUGGGGCGCUAAUAUCUCUGAAGAAACACCAAUUGAACCAAAAUUAAUAGUUAAGCAGCCAAAUAGCAAGACAUUCAAGCAGAUGCUCGAGGAUCAUGCUUGCGUCUUAACUUCAUUCGAAACACCAUGGUGCCAGGCUUGCAUACGUAACAAACCAAGAUUAAACCGUUUGGCAAGGUUAUUCUACAAGGAACCACAAAUUGCUAUUGCUACAAUCGAUGUUGAUCGUUACCGUGACUUCGUCCAUGAAUACGAAACCCUUGUUUUCCCAGAUAUCAGAUUAUUCGUUCGUGGUGAAAAGAAACCAUCCGAAUACUACGGCAAGAGAAAGAUUCCAAACUACGUUGAAUUCCUUAACGAAAAAUGCGGUACUCGCGUUCAAAUUAAUGAUAUCGAAGGCGAAUUAGGUCUCAACGACGAAGGCAACCAACUUGCAGAGGAUUACUUCGAUGAAGGUCGUAAUCCACUCUUUAUCCAGGAAAUGCACGCUAGAAGAGGCUUAGAACACUACAUUUACGUAAUGCAGGGACUUCAAGACAACGGAGACGCUUGGCUUGACACACAACUCGCUGAUCUCAAGGCAAAUGUCGCUGCAAAUGAAGGAUCUGAAAAAGAUAUCGAAGAAUUGAAGAAGAAGAUUAACGUAAUUUCAUUCGUUAAGGAGCUUAUUGCUUUUGAGAAGAAAUAA
Molecule: messenger RNA, 1023 nt
Organism: Trichomonas vaginalis G3
Lineage: Eukaryota; Parabasalia; Trichomonadida; Trichomonadidae
Product: cell redox homeostasis
Exons: 1
Coding region: 1-1023 (340 amino acids)
Biological process (GO): protein folding
Cellular component (GO): endoplasmic reticulum
Molecular function (GO): protein disulfide isomerase activity
Source: RefSeq, a predicted model, not a curated record